GGCUGGAUCGCGCGGUCUGCGAGGAGGCAGGAAACACGCUUGGGGCCGGGGGACCUGACUGGCACGGGGCUCCAUUGCCCAAAGCCGGCGUCAGCCUACCUUGGCUCUUCAACUAUCCCCGCAUCGCCAUUCCCCACAUCUCCACCUCCCCCUUCUUCUCGCCAUCGCCUCUUCCCUGUAUCUGAUCUACGCCGCUUCGCUCGUUCUUCCUGCCUCUCCGCCCAAGUAAACAUUCCUUACGGUCACCUGAUCUCAAACUCUCAUCUCAAAACAACAGCUAAUAUCAUGCGUCUCACCCUUGCUCUCAUUGCGCUGGCUACCGCUGCUGGUGCCGCCGUGGCCAUCGAUGACCUUCAAGGCCGUGAUACCAUCUACGCAUACGACCUUACGCCUCGCGGCGUGCUUGAAGAGCUGGCGCGCAGACAAUCUGCCGACGCGACCGAGGGCUCCACGGGCCAGGGCGGAACGGCGGUGAUUUCGCACGACGAGCCUGGCGGCCAGGAGGACUGCAACAUGGUCAACCUGCUCUCGCAAAACCAGCAGGCGAGCUGGACCGAGAUGCACGUGUCGACGUGCUGUGUGGGCACUCUACAGUCGACGUGCUACCUGCGCUCCCAGAGCGACGUCGAGGGCCAGGACAAGUGCGUGAUUCCCAACUGCGACACCCUGCAGAGCAACGACGCGACCAAGAUGGUCGGCUUCAAGCCGCUUCAGUCAUCGUGGGGCAAAGGGGAGCACUUCAACCAGUACUACUUUGCCAAGUCCAACGGCGCUCGGCCUAGCACCGCCGCCGCCGCCUCGCUGACUCUUGGCGCGGCUGUUGCGAUCGUCGUGGCGGCGGCCGGCGCCGCUCUGGCUUGAUUCACUGUGCUUCUCUGCGUUCACUCUUCUCUCAUCUUCGCAUUCUUAUGCUGUACUUUACUUCUAGCUUGGGGUCCACUCGCCGCUCAAUCGAGGCAAGCCACUGAAUAC
Messenger RNA from Acaromyces ingoldii, 972 nucleotides. RefSeq lists its product as hypothetical. The coding region runs from base 286 to 861 and encodes 191 amino acids. NCBI's taxonomy places the organism in Eukaryota, Fungi, Basidiomycota, Exobasidiomycetes, Exobasidiales, Cryptobasidiaceae. The record is from RefSeq and is a predicted model, not a curated record. The transcript is spliced from 3 exons.